ACAUGUUUGAUAGUUUGUGAAGGUAUGUUCUUUUUUAUAACAUAAACAGAAAUACAUUAUCUUUGAUAAUGAGAAAGUUUGUGAAAAGUUUAUGAAUUUCUCUCAAUUUUACCAGUAUCCUCUUAUAAAUAUAUCAAGGUGUUCGACCAUGGACCGCCGUACUUGGGCCCAGGAUGUGUUACGGUGUCUUCUCUGUGAGACCCCGGGUCCCCCUAUGUACUGUGACAUUUGUCACAUACAUCUGUGCAAAGCGUGUGUGGGGCAACAUAUCUUUGAUCAAUCAUCACAACACAAAGUGGUGCCAUUUGAAAAGCGGGGACUUAAUCCUAAAUGUUUGAAACAUUCCACACAAUUGUGUGACCUUCAUUGCAAAGAGUGUGACAUUCAAAUUUGCACGGAAUGUGUCUCGUCUGGUGAACAUCUGGGCCAUAAAAUGGUUGGGAUUUUAAAACUCGUAGAAAACAAGAAAGACGCUGUGCAGAGAGAUUUACAAGAAUUAGAAAAUACAAUUUAUCCCAAAUACCAAGAGAUGGCAUCCAACAUCCCAGUUCAGAGAGAUAACCUUCAUGAAAACUCCCACAAACUGAAAACAGAUAUAGAGAAACAUAAAGAAGAUUUGCACAGAGAAAUAGACAUUGCCAUCGAGAGAUUGAAAUCUGGCGUAGAUGAAAUAGAAUCCAAACACCUGGCUUUCUUAGAUAAGCAGGAAGAAGAAAUUAAACGCAGUAUUUCUGAAGUUACUGAUAUCAUUGCUGAUCUGAAUAAAUUGCUGAACUCUAGUGAUGUCUGCCUUUUAUCUUCCUACAAAUCAAGGAAUGUUGAAUUCAGAAGAGUGCCCCCAAUACCCAUUGUUUCCUUAUCAAGAUUCAUUCCUCAGAAGAUUAACAAAGAACAAAUUUAUCAGCAAAUUGGUUCUCUCUCAAUGUUAUCUAUGAAAAAAGAACAAGAAUCUACAGGUGCUGGGUCCUUUCCCCUGGACAGACCGUUAAUUGAUGUACCACGGAUCAUCACAGAUAUAAACACCGAAUAUGAUGAUUCAAAUGAAUUAGAGAGUGUGUCCUGUCUGAGCGAUGAUGAUGUAUGGGCUUGUGGUUCAGACAACAUGAUGAGCCUCUUUAAUCUUAAGGGGGAACUUGUGAAGUCAAUCAAAACAAAGUCAGGGAACAUUCCAGGUGACAUAACAGUGACACAGGGUGGUGAACUAGUUUAUACUGAUUAUCUUAAAAGAACUGUAAACAUAGUGAAGAAUAAAGGGAUAAAGACAAUUAUCAGUCUAAGGAGUUGGAAACCUCUUUUUGUCUGCAGUGCCUUAUCAGGGGACCUCCUGGUUGUCAUGAUCACUGAUGAUAACAAAGAAGCAAAAGUUGCGCGUUAUUCUGGCUCCACAGAGAAACAAAGUAUACAAUUCAAUGAGAUGGGACAGCCUCUUUAUUCGUUGCAAAAUCACACCAAAUAUAUCUGUGAGAACAAGAACUUAGACAUCUGCGUGGCCGACAGUUACCCUGGUUCGCCGGCAGUAGUGGUGGUCAAUCAGGCUGGGAAAUUCCGUUUUAAUUACACCGGUUUUCCGUUAAUUCUCAAGAAACCAUUUGAACCAGUUGGAAUCACUACAGACAUCCAGCUUAGAAUCCUGACAUCAGACUAUAAUAACAACUACAUCCACAUCCUGGAUCAGGACGGACAAUUCCUUCGCUACAUUGACAACUGUCAAAUAAACCAUCCAAACGGUUUGUGUGUUGACAGCAGAGACAAUCUCUUUGUGGCUGAUGGUUACUCUGGAAAAAUCAAAAAAAUCCAAUAUUACAUUUGAACAACCUGUGUUUAUACAUAUUUAACAAUAUUACAAACAAAGGAUAUUAAUGUUUACAAUCAACCGAUAUCUCGAAUUAAAUGGGACCGUUUAAAAAUUUCGAGAUAUUGAAGGUAAAAUUAAGGGGUUAGACUUUCAAAUCACUUCAACAUAUCCAUUGUAUUCGAGAUAUCAGUGUUCAAGAUGUCAAAGUUCAAAUGUAUAUUUAAUAUAUUAAAUGUCGGGAUUCUGUAUCAUAAAAUUAGUUAUAC
Magallana angulata is the source of this 2061-nucleotide messenger RNA. RefSeq lists its product as uncharacterized. Bases 92 to 1810 code for a protein of 572 amino acids. Gene Ontology annotation, molecular function: ubiquitin protein ligase activity; zinc ion binding. Gene Ontology annotation, biological process: proteasome-mediated ubiquitin-dependent protein catabolic process; protein polyubiquitination. Lineage: Eukaryota; Metazoa; Mollusca; Bivalvia; Ostreida; Ostreidae. The record is from RefSeq and is a predicted model, not a curated record. The transcript has 3 exons.